Molecule: messenger RNA, 1670 nt
Organism: Puccinia graminis f. sp. tritici CRL 75-36-700-3
Lineage: Eukaryota; Fungi; Basidiomycota; Pucciniomycetes; Pucciniales; Pucciniaceae
Exons: 5
Coding region: 420-1670 (416 amino acids)
Molecular function (GO): protein binding
Source: RefSeq, a predicted model, not a curated record
CAACAGACCGGGGGAGCAUGGGGACCCCGGGGCUAGCUUUGGGUAUAUCACUGCUCUAUAUCAUUAUCAGUACAUCAUCAUUCAUACACAGCGCAUUGAAAUAGGCCAGUUCACGUAUACGCGGCUCGUUCAGGCUCGUUCACGAAUAAAAUAUUUGUUGCAGGCAUCUAUUAUUCAUCCGUCCUUUGUCUGGUGUUUAAUUAACCUUGUGUCCAUCGUCCGUAACUCAGGAAACACAACUACCACGACGAUGGGUAUUCCAACCUCAGUGUUAUGUAUGUAUGAUACGUAUAUGGUUACAACUUGAGCGCGACAAAUUAUUUAGGUAGUGUGGUCUUCAUAGGACCAGCAGAACCUUGCUUAUAAUCAGUACUCGUUUUCUGUCUUUGCGAAGAUAUUAUUUCCACGGAUUUUCCAAAAUGUUGAUUAAACACUUGCUUGCUUUUACGUCUCUUCAUCCUUACAUUCUCCAGGCGAGUUGUUCAAACUCUGAGCCUCUCAUAACCCCCUCGAUUUCUGAGGUUCAACAAAACAAUUUCGACCGAGCAAACAGUACCUCAAUAGACUUGAUCUGCAAGCCACACGAGUCCCCCUUCCUUUCCUGGGCUCAAAAAUCCGUGUACACGUAUAUUGAUCAAGUUCACCCACCACCGACACUGAUCCCAUUCCGGGAUGGGUUCUACAAAUCGUCUUGCUUUGUGGAUCCUAUUGAUACCGAACCCGAGCAAUACUGUAUCUUUGUCAACCCCACCAUCAACCACGGGCAAGGAAUGGUGAUAGUCACGCCGACAGAGCUUUUUGAAACCAGUCUUGGAAAUGGCCUCAAACUCGCAGAUGAUCCGGCGCAUCCUGAUUCGAUCAAAAUCGUUCAGAUGCCUGAGAAAGGAGGUUUAGGAGCAGUUGCUGCUCGCCAAUUCCGGCGGGGCGAUGUGAUUCAACAGAGCCGGCCGGUUGCGCUCUUUGCGAAUGACCGCCCUAUCUGGGCAACUCGCUUUGGCCACAAUAUUCGCAGACAAGCGGUCCGUCAUUUGCCGCUCGAAACCCAGGCUGCCAUCGCAAGCCUUCACGGUCAAGGACAAACUGAGGAUGAGGUUUUCGAGAGCGUGUUCGAGGCCAACAUGCUUUCCACCAAGCUGUAUGGAGACGAGCACAGGCACUUUGGUGCGCUGGUCCUGCAAGGAUCUCGAUUCAACCACGCCUGCCGACCCAACGUGGUUUACUUCAUCGAUCAUGAGACACAGCUCAUGAAUUUGAGGGCUUUUGAGUCGAUUUCAAGUGGCGAGGAGCUUACCAUAAGUUAUCGUCCCUUAGAAAUGGACCGCGAAAGUCGAAGAAAGGAGCUGCAAGAGACCUAUGGUUUUCGAUGCACUUGCCCGCAUUGUCAGAUGAGUGCGGAACUUGGCAAGCUCUCUGAUCAACGACUGGCCCGGAUCAUAGAGCUUCGAAUCAAGUUCUUCUCCGAAGAUCCGAUGUUUACUGCUGAGGAUGCUGAGGAGCUGGUCAAUCUUUGCGAAACGGAGAAAAUCCCACGAUGUAUUGCGCUCUCAAACCUCAUCGCGGCUGAGUUUUACAAUUCGGUUGGGCAAGUCGAGGAGUGGCCUUAUCUUGAUGAUCUGGAACUGCUUCUCAUACAUCCUGAAAAACAUGAUUCCUAUCUUUCAAGAAGAUAA